GGAGGAGCGGCUUUGCGCGGGAAGUUCAGCCACAGUAACACGACUUCCACGAAAGGCAACUACGCCGUCCUCGUUGCAACCACGACCACGACCUCGACCACAACCUCGGCACGGGAUAUCUUCGUUUAUCAGUGGACAAUGCACGCACGCACGGACUCAUGGUCUCAACGCAUGUGGCUCGUGUCUCCGGGCCAGAUCAUUGGCUCUUUGCCUACCGAUUGAGUUCAUGGCAUAUCGUGGCGGCUCAAACCGCUCGAAAUUUGAGCCUUCUCUAGCCUCCGCGUUAUGAACGAGGCUGUCGAUCUCUUCAUGAAAGUCGCGUUGCGCAGGGCGGGCGCGGCUGCGUUUCCCAUAUCUUCUUCCUCGUACCUGGUUCUCCGACUCCCCCACCCGCUCCCGCCUAUACCGGUCGCGUACCACCCCGACAUGGCUGCCCCCUUGGCGGACGACUGCGCUCACAUGCUCUCCAGAGAGUAUAAAUGGGACAGACCCCUUACCAGAUGGGAAUCACUUCCCCGCCUCCGGCUGGAACCUCACCGUAUCAUGUUCGACUGCUUGCUUUGCGGUUUCACGAAUACACUUGGGUAUACAUGCCCAUGGUGUUUGAGUGCAUGCAAGUCUAGACCUUUUGCCGCCACAACCGCGCGCCGGCGCAUCAGUUGCCCGCAGCUCCUAAGCGAAACGCAGCGGAAGCACAUGAGGAGGAUGGAAACGCGCCCUGCCAUGGCGACCAGACCCACCUGUGCUGUGUCAGGCCUACGGCCGGGAUGCGGGGCGACACGUGUCCGCGUCACCCCGCGCGCAACGACGCGUCGACAGAAGCAUCGCAAAGCAGGCAUUCACUCGACCGCCGAUAUAGUUGCUGCGAUAACCUAUGAUGUCGAGGCAGAGUUAAAGCCAUUCUUGAAAGAACUAAUAAGCAUGUAUGACGACGAACAUCCAAGCCCUAUCAUGCCCAACGAACCUGUCAAGUUAUCCAUGCAAAGCCGACCGGACCACAACAAGUUGGACGAUACCAAGAGCGUCGAUGCGUCAUCCACUUCCGCUUCGUCUCAGCGGACCUUGCGGAGGAAACAAAGGAUGGCUAUGUUGCGCAAGCGUUCGUCGCGUUCGUUGCGAAAGCGGUCAAUGCCGUUGCUGUCCUCGAAGACGUCUUCCAAACUUGUGGACGACUACGGCCCGGUAGUCCCGGUGCAAGCAGUACUGCCAUCCCGGUCACCUUCGCCGUCGUCGGCGCCCUUCGUGCCACUAGGCCAUCCCGAGCGUCCCCUGUACACAGCGAUACGGAAGAGCAUGACUCCCCCCGGACUACCACCAGCGCCUCGCUCUGACGUAGCGAACGCUUCCCUGCACGCCGUCCUGCUGGAGCGCGGCGCAAAGUCUCUCGAUAUGCCUCGGCCUGCAACCAUUGGACGCUCGCAUCGACUUCGCGAACCCGUACCCGCGUCGGACUGGACGGCUGGCUGCUCCAUCACAGGAGAAACAGAACUACGCAUGGACCUUGCGCGGUGUCGUUCUGCAGAUGUCGUAACGUCCAGAGGGCGCGAGGCGAACCCGGGAGGAGUCAGGGAGAAAGUCAAGAACUUGGGGAAGGGUCUCAGAGAACUCCUGACGAGGCGAACGUGACCCUUCGUCGUUCCCAGCUCUGUUUUGCGUUUCCCGGGUCUGAUAACUUACGUG
Rhodofomes roseus is the source of this 1680-nucleotide messenger RNA. RefSeq lists its product as uncharacterized. The transcript has 3 exons. Lineage: Eukaryota; Fungi; Basidiomycota; Agaricomycetes; Polyporales; Fomitopsidaceae. The coding region runs from base 286 to 1626 and encodes 446 amino acids. The record is from RefSeq and is a predicted model, not a curated record.